CCAUCAGAGAAGUAGAAAAACGUUAACUAAUGCAAAUUUCAUCUCUAUAUAUAAACAUCAUCAUCAAAAGGAGGAGUAUAAUAUCACUUCAUAGAAAUAUAAUAGUAAAAGAUAACAAAAAAAAAAUAGAAUGGCGCUACAUGGAGAUUCUUCCGGCGAGUUUGACACCAAGUCUCCGGCGGACAAGUUAUUUACAUCUUUCACCGACGACAUAAACAACACUUUUGACAUCAUAUCGAAUGAGAAAAUCACUGAGUAUGUGGGGUGGGAGAAAAGAACAGUGACGCUGAGUAUGAGUGGAAAUCUUGUCUCGGAUAGCUACAAGAAGUUCAAAGCAACCAUCACGGUAACUCCCAAGGCAUACGAGGCCGAUGGUAGCCGCGUGUUGUGGACCGUCGAGUUCGAGAAGAUCCGCCAUGACGUCGAAGAUCCAGUGUGGAUCAUCGACAGUCUUAUCAAUUACUUAAAGGAGAUUGAUGGAGUCUUAAUAUAUAGUCUUUUCUAA
Messenger RNA from Brassica oleracea var. oleracea, 505 nucleotides. RefSeq lists its product as uncharacterized. The coding region runs from base 131 to 505 and encodes 124 amino acids. NCBI's taxonomy places the organism in Eukaryota, Viridiplantae, Streptophyta, Magnoliopsida, Brassicales, Brassicaceae. The transcript is spliced from 2 exons. The record is from RefSeq and is a predicted model, not a curated record. Gene Ontology annotation, biological process: defense response.